Molecule: messenger RNA, 1398 nt
Organism: Durusdinium trenchii
Lineage: Eukaryota; Dinophyceae; Suessiales; Symbiodiniaceae
Source: the annotation of a GenBank genome assembly
AUGGUGAAGUUCGUGUGCCCCGAGGGGAAACGCCGCCAGGGGCAGCUCUGCUUCCAAGCCCCCAAAGGCGCUGCUGACGGAGAGGACGGAACGUCAGGUGCUUCCGCGGAGCUGAAAGCGCUGAUUUCGAGCUUUCGCCCGAGCCUGACGCCCAAGGAGGUGCUCCACCUGGGCGCCUUCGGUGGAACCUACUUUAGGGACAUCGACUCCGCCGUCACGGGGAAAAGGCACAAGGAUGCUUGGAAGGAGUUGCCCAAGAGCUGGCUGAAGGGCUUGGACAUCCGGCGCCAGGUGGCUCGUGACUGGGAAGAUUACGAUGCUACCGUGAACCACUAUGGAGUGAAGUGCGGGAACACCUUGGAGGAGUGGGAAAACGCAGGGUGGAUGCAUCCGCAAGACCCGUAUGGCUGGUUCCAGUGGUACUGCCGCUUCUUUCAGGGGCGGCGAAGCGAGGACGACCCACGCCAGAUCAAGCGCUGGUUGAAGAUUUGCGGCCCGACAGGCCGAUGGAAAGGAAACCUCAUCGCCAAGUGCGUGAAGGCGAAUCGGGCCUACAAUGAUCCCAAGGUCUCUCCGGUGGUCCGGCAGUCCUUGCUGCACUGGGCCUAUGAGUUAACGGCCGCGGAUUUGCGAGAGAAGAAGAAGGAGAUCCUGCAAGGCAAAGGCGCUUAUGCCCUGCCACGUGCCGAGCUGUUCGAGGUGCACCGUCAGGACCACAUCAGCGAGCUCCGGGACGGUGUGCUCCGCGCGCUUGCUUUCACCGUGGUGGCGGUCGGAGUGUGCCUCUACUACUACAAGGAGCUCACGACUGCGCUGGAGUCGCCGGCGCAAUCGGGCGACUCGAUGGUGAAGUUUGUUCAGCUGGCGCCGGGGGAGUUCUUUUUCGUCUCGGUGAAGGUGGCCUUCUCCGUGGGCUUGUUGAUCGCCUUCCCAUAUGCACUCUUUGAGGCGGCCCUCUAUUUCACCCCGGCGCUCACCCGCAGUGAGCGCAACGUGGUGGGUCCCACGGUCCUCGCAUCAGCGUUGCUCUUCUACAGCGGCGCCUUGUUCUCCUACAGCGUCCUAUCUCCCGCUGCCCUGGGCUUUUUCCUAGGCUACUCUCAGGAUGUCAUUGAGAGCCAGUUUUCGAUCGACCAGUACUUCGAGUUCAUUUUGAGCAUGGGCUUUGCCACAGGCAUUGCCUUCCAAGUCCCCGUCUUACAGGUCGCUCUGGGCCUUCUGGGCGUGAUCGAUUCGCAGAAGCUCUUCGCAAUCUGGCGUUACGUGGUUGUGGGCAGCGCCAUCGUGGGUGCCAUCCUCACCCCCAGCACUGACCCAGUGACCCAGCUCCUGCUCUCGGGCGCUCUGUGUGCGCUGUACUUCGCGGGGGGCGCUGUCCUGAAAGCCCUGGGCCGGUAA